Messenger RNA from Perca fluviatilis (European perch), 1376 nucleotides. RefSeq names its product neurogenin 3 (gene neurog3). Lineage: Eukaryota; Metazoa; Chordata; Actinopteri; Perciformes; Percidae. Gene Ontology annotation, molecular function: protein dimerization activity. The record is from RefSeq and is a predicted model, not a curated record. The coding region runs from base 226 to 996 and encodes 256 amino acids. The transcript has 2 exons.
UGGUUAACCUGGCACACAUAUGUGGCACUCUACCACGCACAUGUAUUUGAUUGAAAAUGACAAAGAAUACACAAAGAAAUACUGCAGUUCGAAGAAUGAGAGAGAAAGGGGGAGAGGGUGAAGGACGCGCUGCCUGGAAGCUGAUUGGCCCCCUUGACAAGGCGCUGUUGAUUCAGGCGUCCACCUUGCAAAAAGAUAAGAUAAAGGCCAUAUAAAGUAGCAGAGAUGCGCAUCCAUCCCUCACUGUCAGCUGCACAUAUACAGUGUCUGCUGCCGCCGACUACAAGAGGAUUCACAAGGACGACUGGCUGUCUCUUUAUACAAACAUCACCUGUCAAGAUGUCUCCUAAAGUGCCGUGCGCCCCCAAUCACCUGCGCACAUCCAGAGACGCAGUGACGCUCAACAGGUUUCCUCAGACUGUUCGCAGCCCCGUUAAUGAAUCUGGUGACCCCUCAGAAGACUCCGGUGAAAGCCUGACGCGAAAACCACAGCCUGUUACCGGAGACGAAGCGUCCUCAGUGACAAAUUUAAAACACAAAAGCAGAUGUGGGCGGUCUGGACAUCGGGGCAGGCGCAGAAUGAAGGCCAACGACAGAGAGCGCUCCCGGAUGCACAACCUCAACUCCGCUCUGGACGCGCUGAGAAGCAUCCUGCCGGCGCUGCCCGAGGACGCCAAGCUGACCAAGAUCGAAACUCUGCGCUUCGCCCACAACUACAUCUGGGCUCUGACCGAGACUCUGCGCAUGACCGACCAACACGGACACACGCCGCAAUACCUGCCGGCGGCGCCUGAUCUGAGCAGCCCAACAAGCGUUUCAUCCGCAGAGUCCGGUUAUGGGACUUCAGCUGACUUUGACCCAAGAGACUGUUACACUUCCGCCCAUCAAAUGAAGUACACGAUUUUAUCGAGAGAUCAAUCCAGUGUUAUCCCCGUUACCUUUUAUUUGAAGUCAUUCUGUGGUGAAAAGUAUGUCAAAAACUGCUGGCACUGUUGACUUCUCAUGAUCACGACUAUCUUUUUAUAUGGAACUCUGAAUGGCUGGCCACAUGACACAGAACAGCGCUGCUGCACUGCUCUCCGUCUAUGGGUGUUAAACUUUUAGGCAUGUUGCGCUUCUAGACACAUAACUGAUCAGUGGUGUCAGAGCAGGAGUUUUCCCCAUCAGCAAUCAGGGGCAAAAAAAAAAAACAACCUGCAGUGACAUCACUGAUUGGGAUCCUAAUUGGCCAAAAACUUAACAUGCUUCUGCCCAUACAGCUCAGUGCAGCAGCGUGUUCUAGAUUCGCUGUAAAUGUAUUCUUUAAAAAGCACUUAAACUGAGUUCACAAAAGAAAAUCUGUACUUUGCAAAGUAAACCUUAACUGUCAUUUGAGG